AUGAUGUUCGUCAUACGACAUACCAAAAGUGUGCAACUUUUUACCGGAAAUCGAGUCAACAAGAUUAUUCCGGUCCAGAGGAGUGGCCGUCGCUUUCUGCUGAGAUCGACCUUCGAGGUUGGUCUAGUCCAGGUGGGAGUUGGAGAAGAAUGGUUAGCCCAAGGGAAUUUGGUCCUGGCGACCGUGGACUGGCCUGUCCAGAGGCUGGAACUUGUACUACCCACAGGCACGUGGAGGCAGCCGGAUUUUCGUGGGCAAGCUGAGAACGACACCAAAACUAUGGUCGACGCGACCGGCAAUUCGACUGAUUGGCCCAUCAAGGCUUUGGCUGCAAGUCAAAUGCCACUACCCUUUGGGCAAUCUGAUACAGAACACGACUGA
This is a messenger RNA of Protopolystoma xenopodis, 381 nucleotides long. Lineage: Eukaryota; Metazoa; Platyhelminthes; Monogenea; Polystomatidea; Polystomatidae. The record is from the annotation of a GenBank genome assembly.